AUGCUUAACACCUUAAUACUUCACCUAAUUAACCCACUCGCCUAUAUUGUCCCGGUCCUACUAGCGGUGGCAUUCUUAACCCUGCUUGAACGGAAAGUAUUAGGAUAUAUACAACUGCGAAAAGGACCUAAUGUGGUAGGACCAUAUGGUUUGUUACAACCUAUUGCCGACGGAGUUAAGUUGUUUAUUAAGGAACCUGUUCGCCCCUCCACAUCCUCCCCAUUUUUAUUCCUAGCAACCCCUAUUCUUGCACUAACCCUUGCUCUUACCCUUUGAGCCCCUAUACCUAUGCCCCACCCAGUUAUUAACCUGAAUUUGGGUGUCCUAUUUAUUUUAGCACUGUCAAGCCUUGCAGUAUAUUCUAUUCUUGGCUCAGGAUGAGCAUCUAAUUCAAAGUACGCACUCAUCGGAGCCCUACGAGCAGUUGCCCAAACAAUUUCGUACGAAGUGAGCCUUGGACUUAUUCUACUCUCAGUGAUCAUCUUCUCUGGCGGCUACACCCUUCAAACAUUUAAUACAGCCCAAGAAGCCGUAUGAUUACUCAUUCCUGCAUGACCUCUAGCUGCAAUAUGAUACAUCUCCACUCUUGCAGAGACCAAUCGGGCACCUUUUGACUUAACAGAAGGUGAAUCAGAACUUGUCUCAGGCUUUAACGUAGAAUAUGCUGGUGGCCCCUUUGCCUUAUUUUUCCUCGCUGAAUAUGCCAAUAUUCUACUAAUAAAUACCCUCUCCGCCGUAUUAUUUCUAGGAACAUCAUAUUUUCCAGCUGUACCUGAACUAACCACAAUUGGCCUGAUAAUUAAAGCCGCAUUUCUUUCUGUAGUAUUCCUCUGAGUACGCGCCUCUUAUCCACGAUUCCGCUAUGACCAACUCAUACAUCUGGUGUGAAAGAACUUCCUCCCCCUAACACUAGCCCUCGUCUUAUGGCAUGUAUCCCUCCCAAUUGCACUGGCCGGCCUUCCACCACAACUAUAG
Molecule: messenger RNA, 975 nt
Organism: Pimephales promelas (fathead minnow)
Lineage: Eukaryota; Metazoa; Chordata; Actinopteri; Cypriniformes; Leuciscidae
Source: the annotation of a RefSeq genome assembly